Molecule: messenger RNA, 1678 nt
Organism: Microplitis mediator
Lineage: Eukaryota; Metazoa; Arthropoda; Insecta; Hymenoptera; Braconidae
Product: odorant receptor Or1-like
Exons: 7
Coding region: 192-1499 (435 amino acids)
Biological process (GO): detection of chemical stimulus involved in sensory perception of smell; sensory perception of smell
Cellular component (GO): plasma membrane
Molecular function (GO): odorant binding; olfactory receptor activity
Source: RefSeq, a predicted model, not a curated record
AGCAAGGAACAAAGAGCAAGAAAAAAUUUAAGAAAGACUUACUAUUGUGCAUUUCUUUUCAUUCGAUGUAAAAUAUUAUUUCGAUGCUGAUAACAUCUAAUAUUUAAAAAACAUUAUUCAUUUUCGAUACGAACACAGGUUGGAAAUAAAUAAAAAAAAAUAAUAAUACUUAAAAAAAUUUAGUUUCCAAUAUGGAAAACACACCGAUUAAUAACCAUCGUGGUUUGAUGGAAAAUGCCAGCUACUUAUUAAUGAUGUUUGGACCUUUUCGAUAUCAUAGUUCAAAUGUAUUUUUACGAAUUAUUGUUAAUUUAUUUAAAUUUGUUAAUUUGGUAAUGCAAGUAAGCGUUAUUAUGACAACAGGAAUUGAUACUAUUAAAAACAUCAACGACAUUCCUAUUGUAUCGACUAAUAUAUGUUACGUUUUUCCAAUGACAACGAUAUUGACUAAAGCGACAUUUUCAUUUUUUAAUGAACAGAAAAUGAAGGAUCUUAUUAAAAGGGUAUACAAACCUAUUGAUACAUUACGUUUUUCUUCUGAUAUCGGAGUAUUGAAGAUAAUACGUACUGCAUUGUCAUACCAAUUUUUCGACAGCGCAAUAUACAUAUUUGUAUGUGUGAGUGUCAGCGCAUCGACAUUUUUACUUGCGAAUUACCACAAUCGUGAGUUACCCAUUCGUGGAGUAUUUCCGAUAAAUUCGACGGAUACACCGAGUUAUCAGAUAAUAUAUGUCCUCCAAGUGUACGCUAUUUUAGUUAAUUGCGUAUGGGUGUACAGUUUUGACAUGAUACUUUUGGGAAUGAUAAGAUGGAUGACUAUAGAUUUAAAAAUACUUCAACUUGCUUAUAGAAUGUGUCCAUAUUACCAGGAACCACGUACUAAUUUCGUUGUACCUAAAGAAGGAUUUUCAGUAAUUGAAAAAUUUAGCUAUUUCGCUGAAAUAAAGCUGGAGGAUGAGAUAAGCAGAUUUGUGGCAUUUAGUGAGGAAGAAGCAAACGUCAAAGAAGAUUCAUUUCUAAAAAGAUUUUUAUCCUGUGUUGUACAUCAGCGUAAACUUAUUGCCAAUAUUAAUGAUACUAAUGAUUUGUUUAGUGUUGUACUGUUCGUACAAACAUUUUCAAAUUGUUCGUUAACUUGUAUGGGUCUUUUUGGACUCGUUGGUAGUAUUAAAAAGCAUAGAAAUCCAAUGAAUGACCUCGUGAUGCUACAAAUUGGAUUUUUAAAUUUACUCUACUGGUGUGUGUUUGGGCAUUUUUUGAUAGUUCAGCAUGACUGCUUGAUGGAUAGUAUUUAUGAAAGCGGUUGGGAACGCCACUUGACAAAUAAAAAAGUACCACAGCUCAUAAUAAAUACAAUAUUACAUGGAAUGCAACCGAUUGUAAUAACAGCUGGACACUUUUUCGAUCUCUCUAUGAAAACUUAUCUUGAGGUUUUGAACAAAUCUUAUUCAUUUUUUGCAAUUCUUAAUACUGUCACAACCGAGGAUGAUUUCGAAUAGAAUAGAGAACAAUUUUGGAGUCACUGUCUUUCAAAGAUCAUUGCGAUUGACAUUCUUACUUCGUUACGUAUGUAGUUAUUUUCGAAGCUCAUUAAUUUCAUUUAAGCUUGUCGUGCUUGAUUAUAGCGAAAUGUACGCAUGCACACUUUUAUGCCCAGCAAAAUAAUAAUAAAUAAAAU